Messenger RNA from Ostreococcus tauri, 321 nucleotides. RefSeq names its product Ferredoxin thioredoxin reductase, alpha chain. Bases 1 to 321 code for a protein of 106 amino acids. NCBI's taxonomy places the organism in Eukaryota, Viridiplantae, Chlorophyta, Mamiellophyceae, Mamiellales, Bathycoccaceae. Gene Ontology annotation, biological process: photosynthesis. The record is from RefSeq and is a predicted model, not a curated record. The transcript has a single exon.
AUGUUCUCCAUCUCCACUCCCCCUCUCCGCGCCUCCCCCCUUCGCUUCGCGCGCUCCACUUCACGUUCCGUCAAGGUCAACGCGUUCGCUCCCGGUGACAAGGUGCGGGUGAAAUCCUCCGUCGUCGUCUACCACGUCCCCAAGUCCAAGGGCGCGGCGACCGAGCUCCAAGGCAUGGUUGGCGUCGUCGACUCCAGGGCGGACGAGCACGAGGGGAAGAAGACGAGCGCGACGAUGCCGUGUAAGGUCGCGUUGCCAAACCCGAACGGGGGGAAGGAUUUCAUCGCGCACGUCGAGGAGGCGGAGCUCGAGGCGGCGUAG